Molecule: messenger RNA, 1497 nt
Organism: Penicillium waksmanii
Lineage: Eukaryota; Fungi; Ascomycota; Eurotiomycetes; Eurotiales; Aspergillaceae
Exons: 2
Coding region: 1-1497 (498 amino acids)
Biological process (GO): transmembrane transport
Molecular function (GO): transmembrane transporter activity
Source: RefSeq, a predicted model, not a curated record
AUGAACUCAGAAAUCACACUCGCUGAGGCACCACCUCCCCCAUAUAGCUCGUUCAGCAAUGGCAUGAAAAGAUACAUUGUAUUUACAGCUGCUGGAGCGGGUUUCUUUUCUUCUCUUUCCGCACAGAUUUACUUCCCGGCUCUGAACACACUGGCUGAAGAUUUGAACGUCUCGACGUCGUUGAUCAAUUUGACAGUAACGAGCUACAUGAUCUUCCAAGGAAUUGCUCCUAUGUUCAUCGGUAAUUUUGCCGAUCAGACUGGACGUCGACCCGCCUAUAUAAUUUGCUUCAUCAUCUACAUCGCAUCGAAUAUCGGUCUCGCAGUGCAAGACAACUAUGCUGCGUUACUUGUACUGCGAUGUAUGCAGAGCUCUGGAAUCAGCAGCAGUGUAGCGCUCUCCGCUGCUACUGUGGCCGAUGUCAGCACCAAGCAAGAACGAGGCUCAAUGAUGGGUAUUGUGAUGGCUGGAAACUUUAUGGGACCAGCCAUUGGCCCCAUCAUCGGUGGUCUUCUUGCUCAAUAUCUCGGUUGGAGGUCUAUUUUCUGGUUUCUGACCAUUGUGUCCGGGGUCUAUUUAAUUCCACUGCUUUUAUUUCUUCCCGAAACUGCACGCAAUGUUGUUGGUGAUGGUACACUUCCAGCGCAGUCAUGGAAUCGUCCCUUCGUCCAGUAUCUGUUCUCUCGCGAGAAAGUGACCGAAACCCUGUCUCAUGCCAGCACGGAGGGUUCUGAUCGGCCCUCAACUGGUAAAUCGACUCUGAAGCCCCUGCACAAACUCAGUUUCCCCAACCCACUUAAACCACUUGCGGUUGUAUGCCAUCCAAACUCGAUCAUUAUUCUGAUCGUCACUGGUAUUAUCAUGGGCGGCAACAUGACUGUCCUCUCGUCGAUCACAGAGAUCUACAGCAGCCAAUAUAAUUUGAGUAUGCUUCAAAUUGGCCUCUGCUACAUCACUUUGGGCACCGGGUCAAUUGUGGCCUCUGUCACUACGGGGCGAAUGCUAGACUGGAACUAUCGACGGAUGGGAUCUGAACUAGGCAAUGAUUCCACCACGGGGGAAAAGAAUUCCGAAGACGCGAUCCCGGUCGAGAAAGCUCGCAGCAUGAUCACCAUACCUCUUGUCAUUAUGGGAAGUGUUACCGUACUUGCGUUUGGCUGGGUCCUCCAAUACGCAGCGCCUUUGGCGGCUCCAGAAGUUUUACUUUUCUUUGUUGGAGUCGGACAGACAGGCGGGUUUAUUAGCACCUCCACAUUACUGGUGGAUCUGCACACGUCGCAACCUGCCGCCGCAACUGCGGCCAACAACCUUGUUCGUUCGUUUUUCUCAGCCGGUGCGUCGGCUGCCAUCGACCCCAUGCUGAAAGCUAUGGGCCGAGGGUGGUCUUUCACGCUGGUAGCGUUCAUUUUACUAAGUACUAUUCCUUUCCUUCUAUUGCUCUGUGGUUUCUGGAGAUUUAAAAAGACUCCCAAGAAUGAAGAGGCCUCGAAAGCUUGA